Orbilia oligospora ATCC 24927 is the source of this 204-nucleotide messenger RNA. RefSeq lists its product as uncharacterized. Lineage: Eukaryota; Fungi; Ascomycota; Orbiliomycetes; Orbiliales; Orbiliaceae. Bases 1 to 204 code for a protein of 67 amino acids. The record is from RefSeq and is a predicted model, not a curated record. The transcript is spliced from 2 exons.
AUGCCACCUAAAAGAAAGCCAGCAAACGUGGUCGAAUGGACCGAAGAAGAGGAGAGAGAACUCGCAAAGUUGAAACGUAAAAAGGAACAGAUAGAGAGGAAGAUAGCAAAGGCUUUAAAGGCCCAGGCCCAGCCUGACGCUACUAGUGCAGAGCCAAGUUCGGAAGCUAUGGAAAUUCGGGGUGGGGCCCAAAAGAAGACCUGA